Messenger RNA from Astyanax mexicanus (Mexican tetra), 2753 nucleotides. RefSeq names its product stimulated by retinoic acid gene 6 protein-like. The transcript is spliced from 19 exons. The record is from RefSeq and is a predicted model, not a curated record. Gene Ontology annotation, cellular component: plasma membrane. NCBI's taxonomy places the organism in Eukaryota, Metazoa, Chordata, Actinopteri, Characiformes, Acestrorhamphidae. Gene Ontology annotation, biological process: vitamin A import into cell. The coding region runs from base 77 to 2020 and encodes 647 amino acids. Gene Ontology annotation, molecular function: signaling receptor activity; retinol transmembrane transporter activity.
AGCUCGUGUCUAGACACACAGAGAGAGCGCGAGCUUCAGGAUCCUGGACACGCGGAACAGUGCUGUUGUGGGGAGGAUGAGCUCGAGAGAAGUUGUCUGCUGGUUUUUAAACUCUAACAACUCUGAGAAUGACGAUGAUUUCAACCCUGAACAAAUCGAAACGAAUACAACUGAUGAUUUCUCUGAUGACCGCUGUCACAUUACCAGAGAAAUAUUCCUUCAUGCCUGUAUCCUGCCCUCGUUGUUUAUCGUAUUGCUGUUGUCGUUCUUGGAGCGCAGACGGAAGGUUUACUCCUUUGAGGAACGUUUCCCGUAUCUCCGCGGACGCUUCGGCAUUGUGGUGCCAAUGGACUUUACUGGAACGCUGAGGAACCGAUGGUCCUACGCUUUUGCUGUGGGAGCUACAACUCCGCAUAUGAUUGACCUGCUCUCUGGUGAUAUUGUACCGUUUAAAGUGCCCUCCUGGAUUAUAGCUCUUGUGUAUCUGGUGGCGGCGUUUGAGGUUGCCGUGGCUUUCUUGCCAUUUUUUGCCUGUCUCUCAACAAAACACAGAGGACUGGGAGGAACUUUGGGCCUGCUGUACACACUUGCCUGGUUCAUUGUGGCAGUGUGGAAUUUUCGCUGUGAGUACAAUGUUUGUGACCCAAGUUCUUUUUUUGGUGAGGAGUCUUGCUAUGAAUGGCUAUACAACUGGCCAUAUUUCCUGUGUCUGGGAUUCCUUUUGGGUCGCUUUGGAUGCAUGCUGGUGAAGAGUGUCAAGAUUUGCCUGCAGAAAAACAACCAGCAGGAAGAGGAGGAUGAGGUUUUUCAGUCCCAUCAGUACAAACACGUGCAAAGGCUACUGAAGAGACCUCCUGCAUGGCUGCUGCAGAAGACCUGGAUCCAGAGGAACAUCUACAGCUGGGAUCCGUAUUUUAAAUUCCCCAACAGGAUGAUCGCCACUGCUGUGAUCUCCAUCAUUGCACUCUAUAUGAUCAUUUCAUUGGAGCAAGUUUUCUCUACGGUGGGCCUCAAAGAUCUGUACCCUCCCAUAUGGACAUUGCUUGGACAUGUGGACUAUGCCUGGAAUACCUGGUACGCCACUACUGCCUUAUCCACUCUGGCGUCCAUCGCUCACGUUGGACAUACGUUAAUGUGCUACAGGAAGCACAUGAAAAGAUUAUGGGCAGGGAACAAGAGCUUCUUGCCUAAUAACGACUAUGUCCCGCACUCUGCUGUUAGUGUGGCCGCCCUUGCAAAAUACCCUGGCUGCCAAAUUGCCUUCACAAUAUGGGGUUAUCUUAUUGUGCAUAUUGCCCUCUUCGUGUUUGGGAUGAUCUUUGUGUAUCUGGUUGUUGUCCCGAUUCGCUGCGUCGGACUCGGCAAGUGGCUUAUCAAUCUUCUCAUCUUUCUGUCGAAUUUCCUCAUAGUGAUUGCGCUGCUGAUGCUGCAGAUCCUGCUGGUUCAGGUUUUUUUUCUGCAGGAAAAAAUCAAACCCGAGAACAAGGAGAAACCCCUUGCACUCAACAACAGGAAAGCUUUCCACAACUUCAAUUACUUCUUCUUCUUCUAUAACGUGAUCUUGGGGCUGGGGAGCUGCAUCUUACGGCUGUUUGGCAGCGCCUUCGUCGGUUUGUUGUUAGUCUCGCGCAUCAAUCGGACCAUCAUGCCAAAGGGCUUUGAAAUGCUGGAUAAAGGCUACCAGACGUGGAUAGGGAUGAUCAUGGCAGAUCAUUACCAUAGCAGCCCAGUUAUGGUCUGUUUCUGCCACCUGCUGCUCAAACGGACUCUAGAGAGACAGAAAUCUACCAAAGCUUACUCGCGCUUGAACAGCACCUCAGGAAGCCCAGAAGAGGUCCGUGCCCGUGCCCACUGGCAUGUCUCCUACACUCUAUUGAGGAACCCCAAACUGAUCAUGCUGAGGAAACACCGAAAACACAGCAGCGACAACCGGGACCAGCUGGCUGUCGCCUGGGUCAUGCUGCAGAUGGAGCAAGUGAACACAUCAGCCAGUGCUGAGGGUACUGAAGACUUUGUGUAGCCCUUAAUCUUUGCUAGCAAGCUGGCCAUGUUUCCAUAUGUUUUAAAGGCGUUAUAUAACAGAUAUUGACUCCAUUCUGUUCAAAUGAACAAAUGUAGAAUUCAACCGGAUUCAUCAGAGUGUAAUUCUUAAAAAAAAACAUUUUCUUUCAAAGUCUAACAAGUGCUAGAUGUUAGUGCUGGGCGAUAUGGGAAAAAUCAUCACAAAUAUAUCACAAUAUUUUUUAUAUCACGAUAUCACGAUAGCGAUAUAUAUCACGAUAUACCACAUUUAUAUAAAAAAUUGUAAAUAAAUUAACAAACAGGAAAAUGAGAGUAUUCAAUCUGUAAUUUCAGUUUGUUUUAGUUUUUUCUUUUAAUUACUGUUUUUUAUUAGUUUCAGUUAAGGAGAACUUUCACUUUCAGUUUUCGUUAUUUCGUUCAUUUUCGUUAACAAUAAUACUUGGUUACUUAGCUAUAUGGUGAGUAUUAUACCAUAGCUUUAUAUAAAAUAAAAAUAGUAUUAACAAACUGAUGACUAAAUCGUGUGCGUUUUCCUAUAGGACAAACUAUUCAAACAUGCAGAUGAGCUCUCCACACCUGAUUAAAAAAUCACAGUGUCUGUCUGGCUUAAAAUAGUUCGAUACAGCUAUUAAAUGAAUAAAUCAACAUUCAUAGAAAAUACCAGUGAGAAGUUAUGUAUGCUAAAUAACAAAGAAGGCAGCAACAAGCUAGAAGCUAAUGAGCUAAUAACA